This is a messenger RNA of Ilyonectria robusta, 3431 nucleotides long. RefSeq lists its product as uncharacterized. The record is from RefSeq and is a predicted model, not a curated record. NCBI's taxonomy places the organism in Eukaryota, Fungi, Ascomycota, Sordariomycetes, Hypocreales, Nectriaceae. The transcript has 2 exons. Bases 392 to 3088 code for a protein of 898 amino acids.
AGGCUCCUUCCCCGUCUGCUCAUGAACCCUUCGACGUAACGCUCCAGAAGAUACGUCGUGCUUCAAUAUUUCUCCAAGCACAAGCAAAAGUCCCAUUCUCACCGAUCUUCGACUUCAACGCCGCUGGAAUCCUCCCCGAAUCAAGAUGCGUCCGCUCUGGUGGAUAGCCUAAGACAUCUUCCGACGCCAACCCAAACACUCGCCCAACUUCUGCAUACCGCUCCGUCACUUAUCCUCCUCCCAUCUCCAAAAGGCCACACACAUACACACGCCACAGCAUUCCGGCUUCCAUCCGCGACGAACCCCGAAUUCCUCCCUUUGCCCCACGAUUAUCGAGAGACAUCCUCGUCGGGAUUGACUUAGACACUGCGGCCGUCCCGUCGUCGCCGUCAUGGCGCCGACUCCAGCAGAGCAACUCUCCGCCCCGGGUGCGGUGAGUUAUGACUCGGAAACGAUGGUAGUUGGUGAUGGAACCUGGGACUUCUCCAAGAACACCUUUCUGCUGCCCAAUUUGCAGGGCCUCAACUUUGAAACCAUGCGGUACAAUGGCAUGGGAAACAGAUUUUCCUCGAUCCCCCAAUACCACUCGCUAAUUGCAGCCCACGCUGUAAUGGGCGCUCUAAUAUUCCUCCUCCUUAUCCCCUUUUCCGUCAUGACAGCGAGGUUUUACUCGCAUCGUCCCGGAUUUGCUGUCAAAUACCACGCUCAGAUCAACAUCCUAGCUGGUAUCAUGCUGCUGGCCGUGUUCCUCUUGGGCUACUUUGCCGUCGGACCCGAGAGAAGCUUGACCAACCCGCAUCAUGGCAUCGGUGUUGCCAUUUUCGCCAUGUUUAUCCUUCAAAUCGUUGGAGGCCGAUUGGUCCGCCACAUCACAAAGUCCCGAUCUUUGCGCAUCAUGAUCCACCAAUGGUGUGGCCGAGCUAUUGCACUUUUGGGCAUUACCCAAGUCCCACUUGGGCUCACCCUCUACGGCUCUCCCAAAUAUCUCUUUAUCCUCUACGCUGUCUGGAUGAGCUUCCUGCUCGUCGUCUACUUCAUUCUGAGCUACCAGUCUGAGGGCCGACGGGAGUUCUAUAUGAGUGGCGCACGCUCUGCCCACACCGAGACAACCCGUACUAGAGUUACGGAAUCCGAGUAUUUUGCAUCCGACGUCAAGCCUGAGGAACAUGGCGGCAAAGCUAAAUGGCUAGGCCCUCUCGCAGCCGGCGCUGGUUUAUGGGCCCUGACCCGAGGACGAAACAAGAAUAGGGAGCGCAGUCGCAGUCGAUCUCGAUCUCGGUCUGUUGACCGUAGUCGUGCACCAGAAGUCCUUGCCUCAAGACGCGGCUCUGCCAGUUAUCUAUCUGAUAAGUAUUCCGAACUUCCACCACAGAAGACCAGCGGUGGCGGUGGAUUCAUGAAGAUCCUGGGCGGCGCUGCAGCGGCGAUCGGUGCUGGGAAAUUGGUUUCUGGCCUCAUGAAAAAGAGAGACCAACGGCGGGAUGACGAAUACUCUGCCGUUUCUACCGAAACGCCCCAACGAUAUCGAUCAACUCGUGGCGCCCCGACGAUGACUGACUUCACCAGCGAGGUGACACAGACAACUCGACACGAACCGGACAUGACCCAAACCUCUCUCAACCCACCCGCUAGAAACCCAGCCACGACAAUCAUGAGUAGGAGCGAAGUUGACUCGAGAAUGGACUCAAGAUUGGAUUCGAGAUUGGACUCGAGGUUGGAUUCCAGAUUGGACUCGAGAUUGAGCUCUCAACCACCGACAACACCACGACGUGCAACGCACGCCAACCGGUUUUCGAGGCGAAGUUUCGAAGAAUCCGAUUACUCGUCUUACGUGAGCCCAUCCCGAAAGCCGCAAGAGGAGCGUCCUAGCGGUGGUGGUAUUGCGAAGGGCUUCCUAGGUGGCCUUGGUAUGGGUUGGUUUGCAAAGAAGUUGGCUGAUCGAAAAGCCCAAAAGGAGGAGCAGCGACUGAGAGACGAGGAAGACCUGAGAUCUGGCACAUCUGUUUCUAGGUUUACUGGUGAUGGAUAUCAGUCGCCAACCAAGAAACCCGCCCGCCGACCCCCGCCUCAACGACGCCAGACAGGUUAUGCUCGCGACACAGUCUUAUCUUCCGAGAUGACUGAAUCAAGAUUGACCGAAUCAAGUGUUGAACCCCGUCCGCACCGAGGGCCAUACAUGGCCCAUACAGAUCUCAGCACCCUUCCCCCGAGCACCUUGCCGCCAAGCACCCUACCACCGAGCACUCUGCUACCUAGUACCAUACCACCUAGUACUAUGCCGCCUAGCGCGCUACUGCCGGUUGCAAGUGGUAAUACUUCUAGGUCAAGGCAGGACGUUGAACAUGUGUCAAUGCCGCUGAUGCCUUCAGACCCGCAAGGUAUUCUGGCUGUUGGUGGAUCCGAAAACUCUGGUAACUCGCCGGGCUCCCGUCCCCAACGAUCUCGGCAAGGAAGAGCCCCGGCAUUGGGUGGAGCCAUGGCUACUGAAAGCGAUCUACCUCAUCCAGAGGACAGAGUGCGAUAUGCCUCGCCUGCGAGUCUGAGCGUCAAGUUGAAGGUUCAUGACGACCGCGAUCGAAACGUAACCCUUCGCCGGCUCACUGAGGAAGAGGCGAUCAAGGCAAGAGGUCGCAGAGAAUCCGAGAGCAGCAUUUCGGGACUGGAGUCGCCUUCCUAUGGGCGUCGACGAUACCGACGAGACGAGAGUCAAAGGAGGGCCGAGUCGGCUGCUGAACGGAGAGCAGAGGAGGAUGAGCGCCUAGCAACUUUGUCGCCACCAAACCCGGCCUUUGCGAAGACUCGUCGAGGCAAGGACUCAGCCUACUACUCUGGGCAGCAGCCACAGGGAGGACCCUCCAGCUCUGGCCCCCCUCCUCCUGCCACCCCGUCGGGAGUUCAGACUGUGUCAAGCAUUGUCAGUAUGGAUGGUGCUGGCACCUGGAGCGCUAUGACUCCAUCCCCACCUGGACCGGACAAGCCUACACCAGCUGGAUCUGCGGCCGCCGAUAACCGGAGACGACGACGACAAGAACGAAGACGGCCUAGUGAAACGAGCAGGCCCCCUGCAGGAGCGGACAUGUUUGAUUAGAGAGUCUACGCUUGCGUGGUAUGUCAUGGUGGACUGAAUCUGUCAAACACUCUCUACUCCCGUCGUAGUUUCACGGUGAUUAUUUAUCUUCUCGCUUUUCACGUGCCCUCAAGGGCUGGGGCAACCUGGGGACGGGAUACUGGUGCUGCAUGGCGUUUCGGAUACUUGGUGGCAUUUUGUUGCAUUUCGCGCUCAAUCUCGAUUUUCGAUGUUAGACAUGAACGGACACUGAGACGUCUCGAUGAAUGAAUCUUUGGACCCAAGAAAGAAGAUCAAGCAGGCAAAGGACUGAAGAAAGAAUUAAGCAACUAAGAGUAGAAGAUUGAAUUGAAUAAUGUGGCUU